Molecule: messenger RNA, 1288 nt
Organism: Nyctereutes procyonoides (raccoon dog)
Lineage: Eukaryota; Metazoa; Chordata; Mammalia; Carnivora; Canidae
Gene: LY6E
Product: lymphocyte antigen 6 family member E
Exons: 4
Coding region: 209-601 (130 amino acids)
Molecular function (GO): acetylcholine receptor inhibitor activity
Source: RefSeq, a predicted model, not a curated record
CGCCGACUCCGCCCCCCGCCCCCGCCCCCGCCCCCGCCCGCGGAGCGCCGACUCCGCCCGCCGCCGCCCCCUCGGCUGCCGGGAGUCCCGGGCUGUCGUGCGCUCGGGCGCCAGGCUUGGGCAGCUCGGCGAGGCCGUGGACGCGUCGCCCCGCGACCAGCAUCUCUGGCUUUGUGAGACCCGGGACCAGGCCCCUGCCUCGUCCAGAAUGAAGGUGUUUCUCCCGGUGCUGCUGGCGGCCCUUCUGGGCGCGGAGCAAGCCCACUGCCUGGUGUGCUUCUCGUGCACGAAUCAGAACAGCAACUUCUACUGCCUGAAGCCGACCGUCUGCUCUGACUCCGACAACUACUGUGUGACCGUGUCCGCUUCUGCCGGCAUCGGGAACCUGGUGGACUUCGGCCACACCCUGAACAAGGGCUGCUCCCCAAUCUGCCCCAGCCCCAGCGUCAACCUCGGCGUGGCGUCCGUGGGCACCUACUGCUGCCAGAGCUUCCUGUGCAACAUCAGCACGGCGGGCCAGGGGCUGCGGGCCAGCGCCGCGCUGCUGGGCCUCGGGCUCCUGCUCAGCCUGCUGUCCGCCCUGCCACGGCUCCGGCCCUGACGGGGCGCCCACUCCCGCAGCUCGGGAAGGGAGGCCGGCCCCUCCCCGACCCCAACACCGGACGGAAGCCUUUUCCUGCCACCUGUCACCCUGCUCGAUCCCGGCCCUUCCGCCCCUGGUCCCCACGGUCACGCCGACCCCCGGCCCCGCCACCACCCUCCCUUCUCAGGCAGUGAUGUGAGCUUCCUCAGGGAACCCGGGAAGGGCCGAGGGUCCCAGAGUCGGAGCCGAGGCCUGGGGACACACCGGGAGGGGCCGUGGGCCCCCAGGUCUGGCCCUCAGGUGGGGUGGAAACGUGCUGACGGCCACUAUGUCCCAGAAGGAUGGCAUGCUGCUGUCGCAGGCAGUGGUGUAGGUUCAGCUGUGUGGACAGGGUGUCCGUGUGCCCCUGUGCAUGUGCCGGUGCAAGUGUCCAGCCGUGUGGGAGCCGGAGCGCAGGCGUCAGAAGACCUACAUUGGCAGCGGCUGAGCUCCCGGGGCCCCGACAACAAAGCUGCUCUUCCCUGGCAUUCAUGCGGCCCACACUCACUCACAAACCCCUUUUGGAAGACGGGGUUCCACUGCAUCUGGGUUCGGACUGCUGGACCCAGGAGUCAGCCACCCCCCAGCUGCCGCCCCCACCCCUCCCCCACAUCAGAGUCGGCCUGCUGCUUUGGUGCCUCAAAUAAACACAUGUUCCCAACCCUC